CGAUCAACAUCUCAAAAAGGUCAUGUCUCAAAAGUCGGGAAGAUCUUCUCCAUCUCCAAAAGAGGAUGACGCUCAACUCCAGGUCCCUCCUACUCGAUCAUCCAGAUCUUCCACAUCUUCGCAGCCUGAUGUGGGACCUCAAACUCGCUCCGCUGGUCUUCCCACCAACCUCAAAUUGAAAGUCACUACUCAAAUGAGUAGACUGCAACUCAUGAAGGACAUCUUCUCCAAGCUGUCCAACGUCUCAACAUGGACUGUGCAGGACCUGUCACACACUCAAGAACAACUGCAAGACCUGCACAAGAACUUCUCAAAGACACACUCGUAUUUUGAGUCAGCGUGGCCUGAGUCUUGUCUCGACCACGAAUACUUCGCAUCCUCAGUCUUCUUCGAGGAAUACUCUCUAUACCAAUCAGCCAUCUCGAAAUUAAUACAACUCAAUAUGUCACUCAAUCCUGUGGAUUCACAGCCAUCCACUUCUGCUCAAGCCCCUCAGCCUUCUCAAACUCGUCCUCGAUUGCCUGACAUCUCAAUUCCCACCUUCUCAGGCGACUUCUCAAAAUGGCCUGCAUUCCGAGACCUUUUUCAAUCACUCGUGAUCAAUAGCACCUCAAUUUCUGACAUUGAAAGGUUACAUUAUCUUCGAACAUGUCUCUCUCACGAACCUCUCGACACCAUCUCCAGUCUUCCUUUAACGGAAGUCUCGUUCCCCAUAGCUUGGAAGAAGCUUAUGGAUAAAUAUGAAAAUAAAAGGCUGCUCCUCUCUUCUCAAUACUCAAAACUUCUCUCCUUCUCAUUGGCGAAUCAGAAAAAUUCUACCGCCUCAUCUCUUCGUCAAUUUAUUGACAGCAUCGUCAAUCCUCUCCAAAGUUUGAAAGCUCUAGGUGAAGAUCUAGAGCAGAACAAUAAUCUUUUGGUGUUCCAUAUCAUCAAUCGUAUGGAUCACGCCUCUCGCACUCAUUGGGAAACUCUCAUCUCCUCUAAUAACGAAUUUCCCUCCUUCGCUCAGUUGAUGGAGUUCCUCCAAUCUCGCUCCAGAGCUCUAGAAUGGACUGAGUCCAAUCAGAGACAGUCAUCUCAAGAAUCAUCUCGCUCUCGCACAACAGUGCACACAGUUUCUCAAAAGGUUAUUGCUCCAAUUAAACCUUCUACUUCACUCAUCUCAAGCAAAUCGGCCUCCUCGAACACUCCAAUCUCGAAAGUCUCUUAUAUGCCCGGCUACACCUGUGAUGAUUGUGGACGCGACCACUUCGUUGCAGAUUGCCCUCGCUUCUCCAAGCGCUCACCUCAAGAAAAGGCUGAUGUAGUAUUACAUCGUAUCCUCUGCUCCAACUGCCUCGGUAGACAUCAUCGCCACUCUUGCAGAACGACAAAGAUCUGCAAAAUCUGUGGAAGUCGUCAUCACACUCUUCUACAUGAUGCUCCUCUCAGCAGUAAACCACACUGCAAAGUUCCACCGGUACCCCCUCGAGUGCUUCCACAAUACGCUCUCACAUCUCAAAAAUUUGCUCAAAGGGAGCUAACUCAACCACGACUCAACACUCUCCUCGCCACUGCCAUCGCCCAUCUCACCACCUCAACAGGAUCACACACGGUUCGACUACUCAUCGACAGUGGAUCCGAGCUGACCUUCAUCUCUCAAGAUCUAGCCAGAAAACUCAACACCUCUAGAAGGAAGUCGCAUGUUACAAUUGUGGGAAUUCAUGGAAAGACUUCUAAGACACAAGGAUCUCUCGCCCUCACUCUCAAGUCGACGUAUGACCAUCAAACCAUAAAUAUUGAUGCUCACAUUCUUUCAUCAUCUUUCUCUAAUUUGCCUUCCUUCUAUACAUGUUUUCAGCAAUCUCUACAUCUCCAGCAUCUCAAGUUAGCUGAUCCAGAAUACCACAUCUCAAGAGCCAUCGACAUCAUUUUGGGUGCUGAUGUAUAUGGCUCAGUUGUUCUUCCUCAGAUGAAAAAAGGCCCUCCAUCAUCUCCAAUCGCGCAACUCUCAAUCUUCGGCUGGCUAAUCCUAGGACCUGUGUGUCAAGAACAGGAACGCCUUCCAAUCCAAUCUCCAAUGUUUCACACUGUUCAAGAUGAAGACUUACAUCAUCUCCUCACUAAGUUUUGGGAACAGGAAGAAAUUCAACCAACGUCUACCUCACAUCUCACCUCUGACGAGCAAGAAUGUGAAAACCACUUUGUCUCCACUCACUCUAGACUCUCCUCAGGGAAAUACAUGGUAAGAUUACCAUUGAAAUCAUCUAUUGACGUCUUAGGUUCUUCCAGACAACGAGCCUUCCGAUGUCUGCAAGCCUUGAUUCGGAAAUUCGACAAGGAUCCUGACUACUCUCUGCUCUACCACCAAUUUCUCGAUGAAUAUGAACUUCUCCAGCACAUGCAACCAGUCUCGUCAGAAAAGGUCAACUCAAGAUAUUUUCUUCCUCAUCAUGGUGUUCUCAAAACAGACAGCUCUACAACGAAACUGCGAGUAGUCUUCAACGGCUCCAGCCCCACCUCGACUGGCAUUUCUCUCAACGAUAUUAUGCACACCGGAGCGAAACUACAACUCGACGUGAUUGAUGUUCUUAUGUGGGUGCGUAAAUUUAAAUUUGUCUUCUCUACAGAUAUCACAAAGAUGUACAGACAGAUUCUUGUUCAUCCUGAUGAUUGGGAUCUUCAAAGCAUCCUUUGGCUCGACUCAAAUAACAACGUAAAGACAUACCAUCUCACAACAGUCACAUACGGAACUAGAUCAGCUCCAUUUUUGGCAAUCAGAGUUCUUCUCCAACUUCUCAAAGAUGAGGGUCACAACUUUCCACUAGCCAUUCCUCCAUUAACAAAAGGUCGUUAUGUCGAUGAUAUUUGUGGUGGAGCAGAUACUGAACAUCAACUUCUCGAAAUUGCCAAACAACUCCAGAACCUUUGCAUGGCGGCCGGCCUUCCGCUAGCAAAAUGGCAGUCAAACGUCUCAAGUCUCUCUCACGCCGUUCAAGAGGAAGAAUCAACACCCACUCCAAUCUCAUUCGAUGAAGGUUCUCACUCAACUAAAGUAUUAGGUCUAAUCUGGUACCCUCAAGAAGACUAUUUCACUUUUAAAGUCAGCUCCAAUCUAUCUGGGUCUUUGAUCACCAAGCAAUCAGUUCUAUCUCAUAUUGCUAAAAUAUUUGAUCCACUCGGUUUAGUCUCCCCUGUUACGAUUAGGGCUAAAAUAUUGUUGCAGGAAUUAUGGCUCCAAAAGUUAUCAUGGGACGAACCUCUACCUCAACUACUCCAACAGAAAUGGUACGACAUCAGUGAAGAUCUCUCAAAGCUGGCCAGCAUCACAAUUCCAAGAUGGAUUAACACUCAAGAGGGUUCUUUCAUACAACUCCACGGCUUCUCUGAUGCAUCUCAACUCGCCAUUUCAGCCGUUCUCUACCUUCUCGUUCGAACUCCGUCCAAAGAAUGCAAAGUUACAAUGCUUUGCUCCAAAACCAAAGUAUCGCCUUUAAAACCACUCACAAUCCCGAGACUCGAAUUAUCAGCUGCUCUUCUUCUCUCUCGACUCGUUAAUUAUGCGCAUAAUGUUUUAGCUCUCAACAUUCACUCAACCACUCUAUGGACGGACUCCUCAAUCACUCUAGCUUGGAUCAACACUCACCCUUCACGUUGGAAGGACUUUGUACGGAACAGAGUUGCAACAAUCCAAGAUCUAACUCCAAGGGCCCAUAGGAGGUAUAUUUCCGGCAAAGACAAUCCUGCUGACUGUGCAUCACGAGGGUUAACUUCAUCUCAACUUCGCAACCACUCGCUAUGGUGGACGGGACCACCAUGGCUUUCCAAGUCAGAAGAUUCAUGGCCAAAUCGUCAACCGGCACCGACAACCGACCAUGAAUCAGAAGCAAGACCAGCCAUCUCCAUACUCACCUCCACUACGUCAGACUACUCAUGGGAUCUCAUCUACAGGUUCUCGCACGACUCCAACGCAAGCUGGAUCCAGCACACCUCACACACCUGACUUCAACUGACUUGGAAGCAUCUCGAAGACAACUCAAAAAGUCUACUUUCCACAUGAACUCAAGGCUCUUCAAUCACAGACUCCACUUCACUCUUCACAUGUAUUCAGUAGACUCACUCGACAACUCGACAACAAUGGUUGAAUUCGUGUAGGCGGACGAAUUUCCCAUUCUCAGCUCGACCCAGAUAGCAAGCAUCCAAUUAUUCUUCCUCAACACUCUCAAUUUACUUCUUUGGUUAUAGAUGAAACUCACCAAACAACUCUACAUGUACAAGGCACUGUGGCACCGCUCUCAACAACUCAUGGCACAACUACCCACAUCUCAAGUGCAGCCAUCUCAUCCAUUCCUCCACACUCUGAGGAUUGAAAGCAGUCUUUUCGCUCCAGUUAUGGGUGGAUUGAGUAGCUCAGACACUGGAGUGAUGGAUUGCCUCAACUUCCUCACAAUGGAUAAUUUACGAAGACCUACUCGAUUAUAAUCAACUUCGUUAAUUAUGGCGGCCGGAAUGUUAAAAAUUGGAGUAAUUUUUAAC
Molecule: messenger RNA, 4515 nt
Organism: Coccinella septempunctata (seven-spotted ladybird)
Lineage: Eukaryota; Metazoa; Arthropoda; Insecta; Coleoptera; Coccinellidae
Exons: 4
Coding region: 23-3982 (1319 amino acids)
Biological process (GO): proteolysis
Molecular function (GO): aspartic-type endopeptidase activity
Source: RefSeq, a predicted model, not a curated record